AUAUGGAUUAUGAUGAUAUCAAAUCUUUUAGCAGUUCUCAUCGAAAUUAUGAGGAUAUUCGAUAUGCACCUAUCGACGACGACGAUGAUGAUAGUGAUGGCUCAACCUCUGGAGAAGAUAAUUUUUCAAAUUAUUCAUUUUAUCAUCCCCUGUCCCGUCGCCGUAGAAACCAAUACAAAUAUAAAGGACGUAGAGGACGCCACCGAUCAUAUGGAAGAGAUGAUUAUUCAGUAUACGAUGAUACGUAUGAUACUCAUUCUUUAAAAAGCACUAAAUAUGUAAUUUCUGAGCAUGGUAGUCAUAAUGUAUUCGACGAUGAUGAUGGGGACGACGACGAUUUGGCAUUUCUAGACCAGCACUACACACUUCCUUUAAAAAGAAGGCACCAUGGUUAUAGAGAUAGUGAAUAUGUUGUAAAUGAAAAAGCUGAUAAAGAUUAUAAACGUUAUGACUUAAGAGUAAUUCCCCAUCGUAUAAAGGGUUAUGGUUUUGAUAAGCGUAUAAAACAUUAUAUAAGAAAAUAUGAUGGAACAGUUGUGAAACAAUUACCUUUCCUUUCUACCGUUUUUUUCGUUGGAGGUGUCGUGUUUUCCUGCUUUCAUUAUGUAGCAAUACCCAUUAUAUGUAGUACUUUAUCCUUUAUAUUCACGUCUUACUAUAUUAAAAGGCUAAAAAAUAAAAAGAGAAAACAAAAACGAAUAAAACGUGAAUAUCUUAUGGAUUG
Molecule: messenger RNA, 724 nt
Organism: Plasmodium cynomolgi strain B
Lineage: Eukaryota; Apicomplexa; Aconoidasida; Haemosporida; Plasmodiidae
Exons: 1
Source: RefSeq, a predicted model, not a curated record